AAGAAGAUCAUCCAGGAGGGGGUGUCUCACAUCCCAUAAGACAAGGAAAGCUGAGCAGCCUUCCAAAGACAGCUCUAGAGAUAUUCUCACUGGAAAGACAGUCUUCCCUGUAAUUCUUGUCCAGCCAUCAGCUAUUUACUGAGGAUCUAUUAUGUACCAAAGUUAUUAGUGCCAUGGAAAUACAUAAAGGUCCUAAAUGAAAUGGUUAUAGGAAAACAGUUUCUGCUACUCUGCAUGUUGUUCUCAUAAGCUUAAAAGAAAAGAAAAGAAAAGAAAAAAAGUUCAGAAAGAAAAGCACUGACAUAGAAGAGUGGACAGGAACAGGAAGGAUGUUCCAAGCGGGAGGAUCAGCAUCAGCGAUGAUAUUCAGAUGAAGGGAGAGGCUGGGAACGUCGGGAAGUCCAAGCAGCUCAAUGCGAGCACCCCACCCAGCAUACUGGAGGGACACAUCUGGGGCUCCAUGAGGAGGACGGCUUUCAUCUUGGGCUCUGGUCUUCUCUUGUUUGUGGCCUUCUGGAAUUCAGUUACAUGGCAUCUUCAGCGAUUUUGGGGUGCUUCUGGCUACUUUUGGCAAGCCCAGUGGGAGAGGCUGCUGUCGACCUUUGAAGGGAAAGAGUUGAUCCUCUUCAUUGUAGGUACCACCCAAGUGCCUUGUCUGCUCUUCUGGGCCUUCAAUGGGCUUCUACUGGUGGUGGACACCACUGGAAGACCCAACUUCAUCUCCCGCUACCGAAUUCAGGUUGGCAAGAACGAACCGGUAGACCCCACGAAACUCCGCCAGGCUGUGCGCACAGUUCUUUUCAACCAGUUCGUGAUCACUCCCCCCAUGGCAGUCUUCUUCUUUCCCCUCUUCAAGUGGCGGGGAGACCCCUGCGGCCGGGAGCUGCCAACCUUCCACUUGUUCCUUCUGGAGCUGACCAUCUUCACCCUAAUUGAGGAAGUCUUGUUCUACUAUUCGCACCGGCUCCUUCACCACCCAACAUUCUACAAGAGAAUUCAUAAGAAACACCACGAGUGGACAGCCCCCAUUGGGGUGACCUCUCUCUAUGCCCACCCUAUAGAGCACGUGGCCUCUAACAUGCUGCCAGUGAUCGCAGGCCCCUUUGUGAUGGGCUCCCAUUUGUCCUCCAUCACGGUGUGGUUUUCCUUGGCCCUCAUCAUCACCACCAUCUCCCACUGUGGCUACCACCUACCCUUCCUGCCUUCGCCUGAAUUCCAUGACUACCACCAUCUCAAGUUCAACCAAUGCUAUGGCGUAUUGGGGGUGCUGGACCACCUCCAUGGGACCGACACCAUGUUUAAGCAGACCAAGGCCUAUGAGAGGCACAUCCUGCUGCUGGGCUUCACCCCACUCUCGGAGAGCAUCCCCGACUCCCCAAAGAAGAUGGAGUGAAAGGGCCCUUGCCAGUCCUAUCCCAAGAGUGGGAUUCCAAGACACCGAGGCCUCAUGAUUGCACCUAACAACUUGCCUCCUUCAGCCACACACUCUAAUGACGGCACCAUUAGGGCAGAGGAGAGGCUGGCUUCCUAGAAAAGCAGGGCCAAGGAUAGGGCCAGGGCUUCCCCCAAACUUCUGCCCUUGUCCUUUCAUGGGACCAGGAGUUAGCUUAAGGAAAAGGAAAAAAAGGUUCCCCAGACUGGAGGCCAGUCAGAGGAGGAAACCGCUUUAAGAGGGCUCUGGCCAGGCCCUCUGGUCCUCUGCUGUGGGAUGGAGGAAGGUCAUCCCCUCCCCACUGUCUUGUGGCCUAGGUAAGAUGCAGAGAAUGAUGGAGAGGGCAGUAAGACUAAGGCAAUUUGGGCCCCAGGGAGAGCUCUUUCUGGUGUCAAGGAGUGGGGGAAUCAGAUAUCACUUUGCUUCUUCCUACCCCAAAAGGCUUUUCCAUAUCUUAGUCAGGCCAGGGCCAGUUGUCCCUGGCAAAUAGUUACAGGUCUGUUUUUCACAUGCCACAUGCCAGUCCCAAUUCCGCCCACUCCCAUCACACACACAGAGGUUCCAUUUCAACUCUGCCUCACUGCACAUAAACACCCACAGGUGCUCCUCCCUGAUCAACUGAUAACAAGGAAGCACAGGCUACACCCACGAGGACUGCUGAGCUGGGUGCCCUUCACCUAGAAGGAUCAGGGUCACAACCCUUUGGGGAUACCUGAGGCCUCUAAUUAACUUACAUGAACCAAAACCAGAGGUGAGAACCCUUCUUUCCCCCAAGAGGAGUCCAGAAAAAAAUGGCCAAAGGGCAAAACUCUUUUUCUCUGAAAUGGUUAACCAGUUUUCUUAACAGGGUUUAUUUGACUGGGUUUUAGCAGAUACAUUUUUCAAAUGAAAUCUAACCAGGACCCUUUUUAUCUGAAACAAAGCAACAGGGCUAUCUGGGUUUGAAACAAUCACCUACCUCCCUUACCUCCUCUUAGGAGCAACAUGCUCUUGAACCUUGUGGCUCCCAACAAUUCAGACUACUCUUUGAAAGGCCACCAUUACUACCAUUAUCAUCUACCCCCACCCUCCUGGGGAUUGAACCCAGGGGUGCUCUACCACUAAGCUACAUCCCCAGCCCCUUUUAUUUUUCUAUUUUGAAAAUAGAAAAUAUUGCCCAGACUGACCUUGACCUGUUGAGACUCUUACCAUCAACCUAGAGUCAUUGAGAUUAUAGAGGCAUGUGCCACCACAUCUAGUUAAUUUACUAAAUUCUUAUAUGUGUACUUAUGCCUAUUACUGACUUUCAGUUCUUUUGGGCCAAGAAAACCACCUACUGUGACCAGGUGAGAUGGUGCACACAGCUGUAAUCCUGUGACCAAGGCAGGAGGAUCACCAGUUCAAAGCCAGCCUGGACAACUUAGCAUGACCCUGCCUCAAAAAGUACAAGGGCUGGGGACAGAGCUCAGUGGUAAAGGUACCUCUGGGUUCAAUCCUUAGUACCAGGAAAAAGUAUAUAUAUAUGGAAAAUAAUCUACUGUGGUUUUACAAAAACCUUAACAUAGCUGGUACAGACCUGUAGACCUAGCUACCUGGGAGCUGAGGCAGGAGGGGCCAGUUUGGGGCCAGCCUCUUUGCAACAGUGAGCCCCCAUCUCUUUGAGACAAGGAAGAUCACACAGGGCCAAGCCUCCAAGCAAAACUACCCCAAACUACUUCCUUCUGAGCACCAGGACCGCAGAGGACUUGCCCAGUAGGCCAAGUCAACACUAAGCAGGCAGCACCUUCCCUGGCCUUCCAAGCCCCACCUGCCCCCUCUGGCCUUGAUGGGCCCAGGCCUGUCUAGUGUAUCCAACUGUUACAUUCUCCCACUGCUGGCCUGCACCCACCUACAAGCAAGCAUCUGGAAACAAGUCCCUCAGUACACUUGAGAGGAUGGGGGAUGAGGAGACUAUAUGAGAAUUGCUUUAGAUUUCAAGGUGCUGUACAAAAGGCAUAAAAGGACAAGAGGCUGUUAUUGUUCUAGCUGCCAUUGUUUGGCACCUGCACUUAUCCUUUUCUCAAAUAGAAUGGCCCUGAGGUUGGUAAAUAAGACUGGGGGGAAAAAGAAAAAAGCCUUGAAGUCCCAGCAGAAAAUGUGAAGAAAAAGCAUUUUAAAUAAACUUGCUUCCAUUUAUUCCUGA
Molecule: messenger RNA, 3593 nt
Organism: Ictidomys tridecemlineatus (thirteen-lined ground squirrel)
Lineage: Eukaryota; Metazoa; Chordata; Mammalia; Rodentia; Sciuridae
Source: RefSeq, a predicted model, not a curated record